Molecule: messenger RNA, 2749 nt
Organism: Phytophthora infestans T30-4
Lineage: Eukaryota; Oomycota; Peronosporomycetes; Peronosporales; Peronosporaceae
Product: histone acetyltransferase, putative
Exons: 3
Coding region: 1-2622 (873 amino acids)
Biological process (GO): positive regulation of transcription by RNA polymerase II
Cellular component (GO): transcription regulator complex; histone acetyltransferase complex
Molecular function (GO): histone acetyltransferase activity; chromatin DNA binding; transcription coactivator activity
Source: RefSeq, a predicted model, not a curated record
AUGGCCCCCGCCCCAAUGGGUUUAAACGACACACGAGCUUUGUCGUGUGAGGGCGGGAAAUCUCCGGCUGCCUUUGAGCUUCAGGCUUCCGAGCAGCUCGCGCCCACACUGGAGCCGAGUGGCGGGAGCCUGGCUACUCCUGCGCCCGCGAACGCCACGAUGACUCCGCAUGGUGUGAAGCGCGCGCUGGGCGCCACGCCUACGUUCGUACUAAGCGACAAAAAGCUGAAGCUUGAAGUGAAAGAGCGCGAGCUCUGUGUCCAGGAAACGGAAGAUGGAAACGCUGAAGCUGUUGUUAUCCGCAGACAGCGGCGCCUUGCUGUUCGUAGCGGCAGUCGCAGUGCUGCCUUGUCACCUCUGAACUCCGCAUCAGCCGAGCAAAUCCGGCAGCACCUUCGAGACGUACGGCGUGAGCUGUUUCUGCGGCCGCUGCUGGCUAUCGUGUCCAAGCUCAUGUUCCACAAGGGGAACCACGGCUUUUUCAAUGUGCGGGUAGACCCAGAGGUGUGGAACAUUCCGCACUACUUCGAAGUUGUCAAGCAUCCCAUGGACUUGGCUAUCGUCAAAAACAAAUGCUUGAAUCUCGAAUAUGCCACGGCUGACGAAUGUGCAGAUGCGAUCCGCCUCGUGUUUAACAACGCCUGCCUGUUUAACCCACCGGGACACAUUGUACACGAGUCGGCGGCAAUGUUGCUCAAGGAAUUUGAGGCAGACUACGCAAAGUAUAAGGCCAAAGCUGAAGCGAUGACCAAGCGUCGUGAUGAACACUCGUGCCCAUUCUGCCUCGAUAACGUAUGUGGGAUGUGCAAUGAGAAGUGCAUCAAUUUCGAGCCGCCGUUCGUUAUGUGCUCAGGGGCGUGCCGCCAGCGCAUUAAACGCCAUGCAGUGUACUACAAGACCCCCGAUGGACAGUACCACUGGUGCUCCAAGUGCUUCACCUCACUUCCCAAGGAACUAACUAUAAAGGUAUUACCUUCUACGAUUACAGACCAUGAACACCCCACUCCAUCGACAGACAAUACAUUGUCGAAGUUUGCUCUGCUGAAGGCCAAAUUUAUGGAUGAGCUGACGGAGCCUUGGGUGCAGUGUGACCAAUGUAGCGGCUGGGUGCAUCAGAUCUGUGCGCUGUUCAAUGCCUGCGAGAACGCUGAUGAAGAGGAAGAAGUGAUGUACACGUGUCCGCUCUGUCGUCUUGAGGAGCUUGAUGCAGAGGAAAAGAACAACGAGCUGGGUAUGUCUCCGAUGGAAACAUCCGUCGAGGAUUUCCCUGUGAAAGUUGGUAAAGACUUGUUGGGGUCUCACAGUCCCGCGCUCAAGCGCAGACCGUUCACUAAAGAUUUUACACGAGCGCUUGGGUUUGAUGAGCAGAUCGAAGAAAAGGUGUUUGACUAUUUGACACGAGUAGAUUUAGAUGCCGUGGACGCGAGCACUGCGUCUAGUUUCGUGACAAGCCAAAAUCUACAGUCGUGUGGUGUAUCGCGGUUUAUGCAGAAGUGGGUGCAGCAGCAUUUGGAAAAUCUCGGCGAACACGAAGCAGCACAAUCCAUUGUUGUGAAAGUAGUGUCCUCGAUCAAAAGCUCGUGUCACGUGAGCUCCGUUGUGCGCGAGAACUUUCGGUCUGCAUCGCAAGAGUUCCCACAAACCAUCGAUUACACCUCGAAGGUCAUCUUCGUCUUUCAGAUGAUUAACGGUGUCGAAGUCUGCAUCUUUUCUAUGUAUGUUCAGGAGUAUGAUAAGUACUGCCAGGUGCCUGUCAACCGCAACCGGACGUACAUUGCGUACCUUGAUAGUCUGGUGUACAUGCGUCCGCGUCAUGUACGUACGAGCUUGUAUCACCAGAUCCUCAUCUCGUACCUGGCUUCUUGCAAAGCCAAGGGAUACGAGUAUGCACAUAUUUGGGCAUGCCCUACCACGCGUGGCGGUGAUUUCAUUUAUUGGUGCCAUCCUUCUUUUCAGAAAAACCCAGGCAAAGAGCGCCUUCUGCAGUGGUACCUGAUUAUGGCCAAAAAGGCGAAGGAGCUGGGAGUCGUGUUUGCUUGCGACGACCUGUACAAACACGGAUUCGAGCUCCUGGAAGAAACUCUUGAUACGCAGCUCCCCCCAUACUUUGACGGCGACUACUGGCCCAGCGAAGCCGAGCGGGUUGCUGCCUCACCUCCAAAGAGGGGAAGAAAGGAAGCAAACACUGCAGGCGUGAGCAGUGCAAAGUUCCGCAAGAAAGUCAGUGAAUCGGUGAAGUCGGCAUGCGAGUCACUCUUUGUCAUUGCCUUGCAACCAACGUGCGCCGCCUGUAAGCAGCUGAUAGUCAACGCUGCUUACUGGCGAGCGAUCAAUGUAGACGCAUACUACUGCAGCAAGUGCCAGGGUGCAGUAGCGGAGGCAAUCGCUCCUGCUUCUGGACAGAAGGCGGUGCUUACUAAAGUUGCUCCGGCCAACUUCGCUGAAGCCUGCAGCAAUAGCAAGACGGAGGAACUGGAGAUGUCGUGCCCGUUCCUUGACUGCCGCCCCAAUAUGCUAAAGAAUUGUGAAGAGCACCACUACCAGUUCGACAGCUUCCGACGUGCAAAGUACUCAACUAUGAUGCUCGUCUACCAGAUCUUCUCUACACAGCGCUCUGCCUAGUGCGCUUCAUCUCUUGAUAGUACAGGUACUUGCGUUACCAUCCUUCUCAAGACUUUGAUACUACUACUAGUAGUAGUUGUAUUUGUUUAGUACAAGAAGAAAAACAGAAAAUAAAUGGGAAUCCAUG